AUGGAAACUGGGAUCCGUGCUGGUGCUGGGGCCGGGACUGAAUACCAUGGGUUGAUGCUGGGUCUGGUGUUGGGACUAGACCCCGGGAACCGGGAACCAGGGCUGCUGCAGGUGCUGGGUUGGGAUCUGGGUUUGUAGAGGGGAGGAAAGACAACCUGGGGAGCCAGCAGACACGCAAGGGAGCCCUAGAUCCAGAGGUCAAUGGUGGUACUUCCCUGUGGCCUGCUCGCUCCGGGUGAAGGUCUGAUCUUUGGUCCCUCCUCCACACCUCAUCUGGUGGUCUGGUACUGGGGCUUGUGCUGCAAAAUGGGUACUGGGUUGGUGCUGGGUCGGGAUCUGGUUCUGUACAGGGGAAGAAGGACAUCCUGAGGAGCCAGCAGACACACAAAUGAGCCCAAGACCCGGAGGUCAGUAAUUGGAGAUUUGGUCCUUCCUCUGCGCCUCUUCUGGUGUGGUGAAGAAUGGCUCCUGGUUCUGGUCUGGUUCUGUGAGAGGGAUAGGUGUAGAGCGAGGAAAGGGGAGAGAGAUGGAGAGGGAGAAGGGGGGUGGUAUUUCCAUUGGCCUGGGCAGGUGCUGAAGGAGGAGCGAUGUGGCGGCAAGACUGGACGCUAGUGGGAACAAACACUGCCCAGAUCUGCAUGGCCUCGGCACACUCACAAACAGUUGGUACAUGUAUUUGGUGUGAGUGCCUCCAUGAGGGCAGUUCUCUGUACGUACCUUGUGCCAUCUAUGAAUGGAUUCCCUCGUGGGGAGGUAACCAUGAAAAGCCGUCUGAGGAAAGUCCUUCUGUUCGGAGUGUGUUGUCAGGGUCAUGGUGAUGGGUUAUUGGGGAGGUCUGAUAAUUUCUUUGCAGAUUUGGAUGAGGGCCUCUAGCAAAUCGUGAGGGCCUGUUCACAGGUUUUGGUAUGCUUCCCCACUGACUGCCUGGUGGCCCCCUGUACUGACUUAGUGAUGGAGUAGGGUAUGCUACUAAGGUUGAAAACAACAACAUAUCAAAUUGUUGUUGUUUGGGCUGGCUACUUGCAAAUGUAUUGUAUUAAUUGUUUUGUCAUUCAAAACUCUGACACAGUUGUCAAGUCAACACAUCUGCCAGUGAACUGCAUCACAAGAGACGCCAAAUGGGAGAUGUAUAUAAAAAAAAUGAUAUAAUUGGUCAAUUUCCAUGUUUGAGUUGCUUUGUGUAUCACCAAAUUUCCUUGAUUCUUUUAUUGCAACACUGCUCACUGCAUCCAAGUUGCUUGACAGAGUCAUUUCAAAGAGCUGUUAGUCAAGACGAGCUCAUGAAUAUAAGCUCCCCGCCCACUCAGCCUGUCUUUUCAAACUUCCUGGUACUUAGCCAUGAGAGAAAAAGUACUUUUCAAUAGUGAUGUUAUGUUUGAUACCAGAGCUCUGAGGCAUGCGUUGAAAUCUUUAAGCAGCGAACUUCGAAGCAGUGUUUCCGAUACAUGUAUUACUUUAUCAGAAGUAUGUCAUCAAUGAUGUCCGAAGCUUCGUUUGAUCACGUACUUUUUCAAACCAUGUGUUGCAUAAUGCGAGAUCCCACUGAUUUCGCCGUGGUUCCAGUGCUUUCUUCGAUUCCAAGCUGCUUUCAAACACCGACCUCUACUGGACAUCAUACUUACAAAUAUAGUUAGGAUUUUGAAUGUACAUUUUCAACUGACUGGUAGCUUAGCAUUUAGGGAUGUGAGGGUAUGAAGUCUAAAUCCUGUUGAAGGCACACUAUUUAGAUUUUUAAAAAAAAUUGAAACCACGCUUUCUGCACUGUUGUUCAAAUAAUGUAUUUGAUUUAGUAUAAAUAAGCUUCUCUUAAGCAUUCUAAAUAAUGCCAUAGAUGUAGUUUUUGAAAAAGAGUCAACUUGAAGGCAAAGGGAAGCAUGAUGUAGACCUGGUAUUCCAACAGAUUAUAGCUACUAAAGCCAACGAUUUACCGCUGUGCCACAGAGCUUUGAUGAAAACAGUGGAGAAAAAAUUACGUCUCUGAUAAUCACUCGCUGCUAUUUAUUGCUGACCAGCAGAUGUCACUAAUGUGCAUUGUGAACAGAUAAUGAAGCUCUGAGUAAUGAACCGUUUUUUGGCACAAUUUGGUGAAAGCGCUGAAGUCUUCAGAAAGCCUCGGUUUCCCAUCACUACUAUUCAGAAUGACUGUUCAGGACCUUUAAAGACUCCAGCCACCCAAGCCAUAGAGUGCUCUCUCUGCUUCUGCACGGCAAGCGGUACUGGAGCAACAAAUCUGACACCAACAGGCUCCUGAACAGUUUCUAUCCCCAGUCAUAAGACUGCUAACUAGCUAACAAAAUGGCUACACGGACUAUCUGCAUUGAACCUUCUAUUUUAUUAUUGCACUGUCUCUAUGCACACUCACACACUCACUCUAUGCACACUCACACACUCACUCUAUGCACACUCUACAUACUCACUCACUCACACUGACACACACACACACCUAAUUUGCUCACACAUAACACGCACACACAUUCAUACUGACUCUACACACACGCACGUACAAACUCACCUACAAUUAUCAUAUAUGCUGCUGCUACUCUGUUUAUCAUAAAGUAUAUCCUGAUGCCUAGUCACCUUACCCCUAUACAUAUCUAACCCUACCACUCCAGUAUCCCUGCACAUUGUAAAUAUGGUAUUGGCACUGACCCUGGAACUGACCCUGUAUAUAGCUUACUUACUUUCUCGUGUUCUUUUUAUUUCUAUUUCUCGUGUGUUUUUGUUCUACUUGACUUUUUAUACUUUUUUUUACAGUACUACUGAUAUUGAUUACUGCAUUGUUGGGAAAGAGCAAGCAAGAAAGGCAUUUGACUGUACUUGUGCACGUGAUAAUUACAAUUUGGAACUUUAAACACAUUCAUACUCACACUCAUAUGCAUGUGUAGAAUAGCUGGAAAUUAUCUUUAAAAAUGCUAAAUUCUCUCAGCCUCAUUGCAAAAUGUGUAGAAUAGCAUGAGAUGAGCUAUAAAACUGCACAUAUUUCUCUCUGCCCCAUGGCAAUAUGUGUUGAAUUGCAGGAAAUUAGGUUUAAAACAGCAAAAAAAUUUCUCAGACCUUGCGGGGGGCCCCACGAAACUGCGGUAUGCCACUGACACCAUACUGUAUACUAAAUGUAUGCCUGUUUUCCCCCAUAGAGGGGAGGGUGCGUCGCAGUCUGUUUAACCUGCCGGUGAUAAACCCAGACAGGCUGAAGACUGCCAAGGCUCUGGUGGAGAAGGCUGUCCAGGUAAGACAGUAGUCUCUCUGAGGCAUCUUACCCAUAGGGGGCACAGGGGAACAAAGUUGGCUUUAGCCAGCCCAGAUAGGUUCCCAAUCUCCCAACUAGCUAUUUCAGGCUAUCAAUCAAGUUAGAGUAGCUAGUUUGUCUAACUAUCUUAGCUGGCAUGCAUUUUACCAGGUAAGGUGACUAAGAACACAUUCUCAUUUACAGCAAUGACCUGGGGAAUAGUUACAGGGUAGAGGAGGAAUGAGACAAUUGGAAGCUGGGGAUGAUUAGGUGGCCAUAUAGGAAAUUUUGCCUGGACAAUGGGAUUAACACCCCUACUCUUACGAUAAGUGCCAUGGGAUCUUUAGUGACCACAGAGAGUCAGGACACCUGUUUAACGUCCCAUCCAAAAGACGGCACCUUACACAGGGGCAAUGUCCCCAAUCACUGCCCUGGGGCAUUAGACCAGAGGAAAGAGCACCUCCUACUGGCCCUCCAACACCAUUUCCAGCAGCAUCUGGUUUCCCAUCCAGGGACAGACCACGAGCAGUCCUGCUUAUCUUCAAAGGCAAGCCAGCAGUGGGAUGCAGGGUGGUAUGCUGCUGGCAAACUAACUGUAUUGAGUAAGACUCACAUUCCUUUCCAUCUUUUACCCAGAUUUUAGCAGAGAAGCAUAUUUAGUUUCUUUAAUAAAAAAUUAACCACCAGUCAGGAGGAUACAGACAACUCAAGAUGAGGCAUGCUUAGAUAUGCAGAAAAAUAUACAUAUUUUUUACAUAGAAUUAAGCAUAAUGAUUAUGGCUCUGGAUUGCAGGAAAAGGCUGUUUCAGGUGUUUGAAAAAUUUGAAAUUCUACAACUUACGGUCGGCAGGCCCCUUUAGAUUUUUGGGGUGCAUGACGCCCCUGGUCUCUUUCUCUCUCUCUCUCUCGCCACACAACCACUGUCUGGGCCUACAGCAGACACAUCACAACCAACACAUUACCUACAGCAGUGGUUACCAACCCUGGCCAUAGUGGAGAGCGACAGGGUGUGCAGGGUUUGGCUCCAGCCCAGCACUAACGCACCUGAUUCACACCUGAUCCAAAGACUGGAGGAACAAGCCUGCACACACUGCAGCUCUCCUGGACCAGGGCUGCUGACCUAAAGACACUUUCCUACCCUCUCUCUCUCUCUCUCUCUCUCUCUCUCUCUCUCAGCUGCGGAGGGUGUUCUCUGUACAGGGCCCCUAUCCUGUGAUCCGUGCUGCCUUGCGGGCCAGAGGUUGGGUGGAGCGUCGCCUGCCACGCCCCGCACCAACACCAGCAGGCCAUUGUCAUGGUGAUGAGGAAGAGGAUGGUGGGGAUGGGGAUGACAGUAAUGAUGACAACGGUAAGACGGAAGCUCUUCGUUGGGCAAGCAUUAGGUUUGAAUACAUUUGUCAACCCACAAUCGGACAGUGGCAAGGAAGAAACUAGCUCUUGUGAGGUAUUCUGUAGUCCUCAAAGGCUGUAAGAGAGACUUCAACAGUUUUAAGUUUGAGCCUACUCAUACAGUAUAAGGUAAAGCAGAAUCCCUGCUAAUGGUAUGGAUAGGGCAUUUAGAUUAAUAGCUGUAGUGUAAAUGUAAUGGGAGCACCGGUAGGAUGCUCCUAGUCCUGAGAAUACGAUACAACCUGAGCCCAUACUACACCACAUCAACCAAGACAUGUCACAACACACACAUCACUCUCCUGUCAGGACAGAGCUUGUCAUCGCUCGAGGUAGAAGUUGACCCCUACCACAAAUAUAGGAUCAGAUUACCUUACUAAAAACCUAACCUUAACCAUUAGGGGGAUCAGAAAAUAUUUGAUCCUGUAUCAGUGGUUAGGAGCAACUACCUUCUCCCAUGUCUCCUCCUAUGUUCUACAUACUUAUUUUUAUUCUCUCUUUUUCAGUCAGAGUGGUGGAGGGGGCGAGGGAGGACGACCCUGAUGACAUGUAUGACCUCAUGGUGAGCUGCUGUUUGAUAUGGCGUCAUUGUUAGAUUUUUCCCUUUCCUGUCACUCAUUCACUCACCGUUUCUUCCCCCAGUCUCGUCUGGUGCGAAAUGAAACAACAUACUUCUACUGGACGACACGGAGGGACGAGAUUGACUGCCGCUCGUUACGGAAGGACCAGAUGACCAAUCACUACGCAAAGUCGGGCACUUUCACCACCAAGGUCACAGUCUGAAUACAGAUUGCACUCAAUUCACUUAAGGAAAUAACGGGACUACUCAGGCUAUAUUCUAGUGCCUCUGUAGUGCCUCUCUCUAUUAUCCUACUCUUCUUUUCGCUAUUUUACUCUAUUUUAUUCAGGAAUACAUAAUAUGAGUAAUAAUAAUCUCUCUCGCUCUUUCUCUCAGGUGGGUUUGUGUGUGAACUUGAGGAACCUUCAGUGGUUUGAUGCUGCAAACCCAGACACAUUCUUCCCACGAUGCUACAGGCUCGGGGCAGACGAUGAGAAACAUGCCUUCAUUGGUCAGCCCACUCUCUAACUGUCACUCUGUCCUGCACCCCAAGAUGCAUGUCUUUCUUCCUGUGAUAGCUCAAGGUAGUAGGUUCCCUUAGGAUCAGAUGACCUUAACCCAAAGUCUCUAACCUUAACCAUUAAAGGUAUGUAACAGUAUCUGAUCCUGUAUCAGUGGAUAGAGGGAACUUCUACCCAUUUCUCCCUGUAGGCCCUUCUGCAAGCACCUCUCCAUCCCCAAUUCACAGUCAACAUUACUGUAUAGUACACAUUUAUUAGGAAUGUCUAAUUGAGAAAAGUAAUAUUUUUCAUUAUCCUUUCUUUCUUUCUCUCGCCCUCCCUCCCCCUCUCUCUCCUCCACUUUUUUAGAAGACUUCAGGAGGACAGCAUGCACUAGUCUGCUCCAGCACAUAGUGGAAAGAAGUGAUAGAGAGGGAAGAGAGCAAGGAGAGGCAGAGGAAGAAAAGGUGGAACAGAACUUGUCACAAUCCGAGGGUAUCAGAGUGAUAUACUGCACACACACACACACACAAUAAACUGCAAUACAUUGUGCCAUUCUCAAUGUCAAGCCAAUAAGUCUUCCCCAGGCCCUAGGAAACGCAGAGCAACUCGAUUGGUCGGUCCAGGAAUGAUUGACAGGGCUUUGCACAUAUGCCAGGAGUUUCUCAACAGCUUGGACCACAGUGACAUUGAUGUCACCAUAGAAACGCCACCCUCCCUCACAGAACAGCAGUGGGCCAAGUUCAUGCAUGACUACUACCUGGUCGUCCAGUGAGUGUGUUGUGUGUAGUCAAGGGUCAUUAGUUAGUCAUUCAUAGAUGCAUUGUCUUUGCUCAGCUAACCCAUAGGAUACAUACUGGCACUGGACUAAGGUAUUUGGUUCAUGUCAAUAUGAACGACCCCCCCCCCCCCCCCCCCGUGUUUCUCCCUCUCGUGCGUGUGUGUGUGCGCGCGCGCGUGUGUGUCUGUGUGUGUAGUGAAGGUCUGGGGAUCGAGGGCAGUGGUGUGUACGUGGAGCGUUGUCAGGCCAUGUUGAAUAGACUACAGGUGUGUCCUCAGCUGGACAUAGAUGGCCUCCACAACAUCUGGAUCAUCAAACCAGGGGCCAAGUCACGGGGCAGGGGUGAGGCUGGCUCUGUGUGUGUGUGUGUGUGUGUGUGUGUGUGUGUGUGUGUGUGUGUGUGUGUGUGUGUCUGAGGGACACGUUGAUGUGAUGUGUGGGGCAAGUUGGGUGUGUGUCAUAGGGUUUGCUGUGUAUGUUAAUGUGUAUGUGUUUUUGUAACUCUUUCUCUUUCAUAUCUUAUUCAUGUCUACCCCUACACCCUCAUUUCCUCGCUUUCUUUCCUUGUACUCCUCGCUCUCGUUGUCUUUGUCCCUCUUUCCUAUCUUAUCUGCCAAUCUCUUUUUGUCUCUCUCUCCCCCCUUUCUCCCUCCCUCUCAAUCGCCCUCUCCCUCCUUCUCUCUCCUCCUCCCACUCCCCUCCAGGUAUAAUGUGUAUGAAUCGCCUGGAGGAGAUCCUUAGGCUGGUGGACAGUGACCCAUCCCUAAUCAAGGACAGUAAGUGGGUGGUGCAGAAGUACCUGGAGCGCCCCCUGUUGGUCCAUGCCACCAAGUUCGACCUGCGCCAGUGGUUCCUGGUCACAGACUGGAACCCCCUGACCGUGUGGUUCUACCGCGAGUGCUACCUGCGCUUCUCCACCCAACCCUACUCCACACAGACCCUGGAUAGGUAAGAGAGAAGGGGAGGGGAGAGGAGUGUGAAAGAAAGAGAGAGAACUUGCUUAUUCACCUGAUUCAUAUCAGUUUUCCUUUAUCAGGAGGUAUUUUGCAGCAGAACUGAGCAAAAAAGUAAAUUCUGUCCAUUUCUUGCUUUCUCUCUCCGCCUCCAUCCCUCCGUCAGCUCGGUCCACCUGUGCAACAACUCCAUCCAGAAGGACUUCCAGCCGUCUCAAUGGCGCCACCCGGAGGUGCCCGAGGACAACAUGUGGUCGUGCUCCCAGUUCCGGGCCUUCCUGCGUGCCCAGGGCCAGGGGGCAUCGUGGGGGGCGCUGGUGGUGCCUGGGAUGCAGCGGGCAGUGGUCCACGCCCUCCAGACAGCCCAGGACCUGGUGGAGGGGCGCAGGGGCAGCUUUGAGCUCUACGGGGCAGACUUCAUGCUGGGUCGGGACCUGAGGCCCUGGCUACUGGAGAUCAACGCCAGCCCCACCAUGGCACCCUCCACAGCCGUCACCGCCCGCCUCUGCCCUGCCGUGCAGCUGGAUACUCUCAGGGUGGUGCUGGACCGACGGGCGGACCCUGGUGCAUAUACAGGGGGCUUUCAGCUCAUCUACAAACAGGUGAGGCCAAGGAUAUAUGCAUAGACAUACAUGCAGAUCAUUCGGACACAAGCUUGAUGAUCACAUAUGAUGAGUCUAUGCAGACUAUGCAAGCAUUCCCAGGUAUUGUACAGCACAAAUAAUACUCAACCCCCAUCAGGAGUGUGUGAACAUAUCUAUUUUCCUCCUUCUCCCAGGCUACAGUUGAAGUCCCUCAGUACAUGGGAGUUAACCUGCUGGUGGAGGGGGCCCCACUAAAACGACCCCGGUUGCCCCCUCAUAGAAUCCCUGUCAUCCCUGACCCCCCUCUCACCACACACACCCGCACCAACCAAUCAGCCCCAGAAGCAGAGGACAAACCCUCCAAUAAUAGACCAUCCCCAUGCCGCCGCCCCUCAGGCAAAGAUAACCAAUCAGGGGGAGGGGGGAAUAUGUUCCCCAAAAGAGAUGGAGAGGGUGGAGCUCUGGGGCGCCAGCACACCUCCCCUACACUGAGGUCGUCUCAGAGAAUGGCACCAGAGCACCCUCAGGCACUCCACAGCGAGCCCCAGAAGAGGGCUCGUUGCCUGGGGCUGAGUCUGGGCAGCAGUUGGCCUCUCCGCCUGGUUCCCAGGACUCUAUCCCAUUCCCUUAGCACCCCCUGUGGCACAUUAGGGGGUGACACCCACCCCUCUCACCCUAACCCCCACCCCCAGCCUGCCCCAGGACCCCGUACCGCCCGGCCCUUCCUCUCCCAGUCCUCCCUGGGACCCCCCCGCAAGGCUCCAACCCGGGGCCUGCCCACCCUCUACGGCCCCAUCCCAGCCCUGGAGGUCUUUGGCCUGCGCCCCAGCCCACUGACUGGACCCCUCUCUGGGCCCUGCCCAACGCUGGCCUCUGACCCUGGCCUCCGCAUACACCAGUUCCUCCCCCACUUCCACAGGCAGGUCAUAGCCAACUAUAAAGGGGGCUGUGCCGGCGGAGGUCCCAAAUCCUCAACGUAA
Messenger RNA from Coregonus sp. 'balchen', 8969 nucleotides. The record is from the annotation of a GenBank genome assembly. Lineage: Eukaryota; Metazoa; Chordata; Actinopteri; Salmoniformes; Salmonidae.